GUCUUGUGUGAGAUGGUUGCUUAUAGGAAAGGGAUGGGUUUUGUCAAUCUAGGAAAUCAUUUCCAAGUGUUUCUGCCUUGAGACCCAAGCAGCAGAAACAUAGGGUUGUCAGAGAAAAUGUGGGUCCAGGAAAGGAUUUCAGUGCAAUAACAUGGUAGCUGAUGCACUCAAGUUGGUCUCUGAUCAGGGGGCCCUUAACCAAGGUCUCAUCCAGCAAGGUGAAGAGCACAUACUGUUCCUGUGGUUUUGGCUUGGUGCGAACUGGCUUAUCCAGAUUUUAAAUGACUUGAUAUUCACCACCAUCCAGACUAAACCUGUAAGCACAGAACUACCAUUUAUUGAAUGUGGAGAUCCAGAUAAAUACCAGAGGAUGAAGCAGAUUCCAUCCCCAAGGAUUUUGGCAACGCAUCUGAAUUAUGAUUGCCUCCCCAAGUCUAUUUUCAAGAACAAAGCCAAGAUACUAGUGCUGUUUCGAAACCCUAAAGAUACAGCUGUUUCAUUUUUCCAUUUCCACAACAAUGUGCCAAGCGUCCCCAGUUACAGCUCUUGGGAUGAGUUCUUCUCCGAGUUCAUGAAUGGAAAAGUUGGCUGGGGAUCUUAUUUUGACCAUGCAGUCACCUGGAACAAACACAUUGAGGAUGAGAAUACCAUGAUCAUAACAUAUGAAGACCUGAAAGAGAACCUGACUUCUGGUGUAAAGCAGAUAGCUGAAUUCUUUGGAUUCUCCCCAGCGGCAGAGCAGAUCCAGUCUAUUGUGGACAGGGCCACUUUCCAGGCAAUGAAGGACAAGGCUCAAGAAACUCAUGGUGCUGUUGGCUCAGUUCUUUUCCGCAAAGGUGUUGUUGGAGACUGGAAAAAUCUUUUCACUGAAGCUCAGAACAAGGAAAUGGAUGCCAAAUUCAAAGUGUGCUUAGAAGGAACCAAGCUGGGAGCAAAGUUAAAAUAUGAUGUGUACUGCAAGGCCUGAGAAUCUAUAGAAUAAUCUUGUGUCCAGACAGCUUUUCAUUCACUUUUAUGAAAUCAAAGAGAAAUCAGAACAAUACUUGAUUUGAAACUUUUGUGUAUCUGUGCAAUUGCAAGCCUGUUCGUGCUGUCUUGCACAAGCAACCCUCACUCAUACAGUUAGUAUAUUGACUGUACCAGCUUCUCUUAAAUGACCUGUGGUUCUUUGGCUUCACUUGUUUUUUAAAACUGAUUUUUGUCAUGAUUUCAUGUUACUUAGUAGAAUCCCGCGUGAAAUAUAUAUGUAGUAUUUGAACAUGCUGAAAUCACUGGGAAUAUAUUCAGUAUGUCAGAAGUGAUUUUCCAAGAGAUUUUUUAAAAUAAUAGUGAUGUUUCUUGAUUUUUAGAUUUGGAAGUUCAUAAUAUUUCAAUUUAAAGUGAAAUUUCAAAAAGUUUUGUUGGGUUUUGCCACUUUCUGUGUGUAAAUAAAUGUGAGAAAAAAAAUAAAGGAACUCAGGUAGAAACUGACUCCCCCUUUCACCACAAAUAUUUAUCUUUCUUUUGGUAGUGUGAGAUCUCAUCCUGAGCAAUUGAAGGAAUAGGGAACUUGGACAUGGAGGUUGGAGUCCACCUUCUGGUGGUGGCUUGUUUUGCUGCUCACCCAGGGGAGAAAUUGGGAACAUGUUGAGAAUAUCUGGUUUUGUACAUGUGAUUGUCAGGAGGACUCUGGAGCACUCCAGAGAAAUCAUUUUGGAUGUUAAGGAGGUGAAUGAAAAAGUUCCUGUCUGGUAGGAAUGUGAGUAAGUGACUUCUUCACA
Molecule: messenger RNA, 1760 nt
Organism: Anas platyrhynchos (mallard)
Lineage: Eukaryota; Metazoa; Chordata; Aves; Anseriformes; Anatidae
Gene: SULT6B1
Product: sulfotransferase family 6B member 1
Molecular function (GO): sulfotransferase activity
Source: RefSeq, a predicted model, not a curated record